CCAAGGAUAUAUCAUGGUAAUAGGAAUCGCAGAUAUUAAGGAGUAGGCUGUCUAUCCUCGUCCAUGGUGUCAAGUCCGUAGUUCAUUCUGAAAUUAAUUUUUCUUGACAAAUUUGUUAAAAUGGCUGCGGCUGUUAGGAAUCUAUCAAAAAUCACAGUGGGAGGUCGAAGCAGCUUACUCCGUGCCCAAGUAAGAUUCAACUAUACGGACACGAGGAAAAACCUGAAAAUAAACUCCAACACGAAAGUGAUAUGCCAGGGAUUCACGGGCAAACAAGGAACGUUUCAUUGUCAGCAAGCACUUGAUUAUGGGACCAAAAUUGUGGGUGGUGUCAAUCCCAAAAAACCUGGAACAGAGCACUUGGGCAAGCCUGUAUUUAAAACUGUCAAAGAGGCCAAAGAAGCUACAGGUGCAACAGCUUCGGUAAUUUACGUUCCACCACCUGGUGCAGCAGCAGCAGUUAUGGAAGCCUUGGAUGCAGAAAUGCCUCUAAUUGUCUGUAUCACUGAGGGUGUGCCACAGCACGACAUGGUAAAAGUAAAGCGGCGUCUUCUUGAACAGAACAAAUCUCGCCUCAUAGGACCGAACUGUCCGGGAAUCAUUGCUCCAGAACAGUGUAAAAUUGGAAUCAUGCCAGGACAUAUCCAUCAAAAAGGAAAGAUCGGUAUUGUCUCGAGAUCCGGGACUCUGACUUAUGAAGCUGUAAACCAGACGACACUGGCUGGGCUGGGGCAAACGCUGUGCGUUGGUAUCGGUGGAGAUCCCUUCAAUGGUACAGACUUCAUUGACUGUUUAGAAGUAUUCUUACAAGAUCCAGAAUGCGAAGGCAUAGUGAUGAUCGGAGAAAUCGGAGGUAGCGCUGAAGAGUUGGCUGCUGAAUACCUCAUGGAACAUAACACUGGUGGAAAGGCUAAGCCAGUUGUAUCUUUUAUUGCGGGAUUGACGGCUCCUCCUGGUCGUCGGAUGGGUCAUGCCGGUGCCAUUAUCUCAGGCGGUAAAGGUGGCGCUCAAGAUAAAAUUAACGCUCUUGAAAAGGCCGGAGUGAUUGUAACGAGAAGCCCCGCCCAAAUGGGUAAUGAACUGUUGAAGGAGAUGACUCGUCUUGGUCUUGUCUGUAACUAAACGGAAAAUGUCAUGUGUGUUAUACGUACCCAUCGUAGCCUCUGGUAUACAUGUGUCAUUUGGAAGUUACAUACUACAGACGAAAACUACACCGAGCUGUGGAUGGUACACAUUAGAUGAAAAAUUACUGUAGAAAUUAUGGAAAACAAAAGAAAGAGAGAAAAAAAACAGAUAAUAAUAAACUUUAUUAAUGAGUUU
Diprion similis is the source of this 1320-nucleotide messenger RNA. RefSeq names its product succinate--CoA ligase [ADP/GDP-forming] subunit alpha, mitochondrial (gene Scsalpha1). The record is from RefSeq and is a predicted model, not a curated record. Bases 121 to 1122 code for a protein of 333 amino acids. Gene Ontology annotation, cellular component: mitochondrion; succinate-CoA ligase complex (ADP-forming). Gene Ontology annotation, biological process: tricarboxylic acid cycle. Gene Ontology annotation, molecular function: succinate-CoA ligase (GDP-forming) activity; succinate-CoA ligase (ADP-forming) activity. Lineage: Eukaryota; Metazoa; Arthropoda; Insecta; Hymenoptera; Diprionidae. The transcript is spliced from 7 exons.